CAUUGCAUCACCCUAAAGAAACGGAUCUGUGUUUUGACAAGUGUCAGAAGUCGAGCAUGGGUUGUGUUUGAGCCGCUCAAGUGAAAAGACAACAGAUUGGCAGCGCGCCUAUCCUUCCCUUUGUUGCACUUGUUGCCAUGGCCUACCAGUAUCCCGCAGGGGCCAUGCCUCAGCCUGUGACCUACACGUCCGGGGCGCCGUACGGUGCGGACUACUCGGGCUACUCCAUGCCGCAAAGCAUGCCGAUGCCUGCAAUGCCUGCCGCCUUGGACCACGCGAUGGGCAAGUGGUUUGCCCCUGGAGAGGCGCUGCCACCGGGUUUUGUGGUGACCUCCCACCCUGAGGGCCACACAGCUCCCCAGCAGCACCACUCCAUGUCGAACAAGGCAUGGGACAGCUUCGUGAGCACCGGGGAUGCGGCAGCAGCGGUUGGCUCCGUGGCCAGGACGGGUGCAUCUGCUUCGUCCUCUCUGAAGAAGUCCAAGAAGAGCAAGAAGAAGAAGAGCUCCGGCUGCUGCUGAGCCGCGUAGGCGGGCUUAGGCGGUCAGUGAAGUUGUCGACUCUGAGACCUGGCGCAGGCGUCGGCUCUCAGAGUCCAAAGUGAACAUGACAACAUGGACCAUGUUGCGCACAUCAUUUCUGCUAAUGACCAAUGCAGCACAGUGAUGGCUGUGCAUGCAA
Molecule: messenger RNA, 681 nt
Organism: Effrenium voratum
Lineage: Eukaryota; Dinophyceae; Suessiales; Symbiodiniaceae
Source: the annotation of a GenBank genome assembly